Messenger RNA from Olea europaea var. sylvestris, 6294 nucleotides. Its product is annotated as transcriptional activator DEMETER-like. The transcript has 20 exons. The record is from RefSeq and is a predicted model, not a curated record. Gene Ontology annotation, molecular function: DNA demethylase activity; DNA N-glycosylase activity; 4 iron, 4 sulfur cluster binding. Lineage: Eukaryota; Viridiplantae; Streptophyta; Magnoliopsida; Lamiales; Oleaceae. Gene Ontology annotation, biological process: base-excision repair. The coding region runs from base 145 to 5952 and encodes 1935 amino acids.
UGUUUACGUGGCAACGAUAAAUACACUGUUCACAGUAAUUUCACUGUCCUACUUUUGAUCUCUUCUAUGAAGAAAUAUUCUGCUCUCAGUUUUCUCUUGCCGUCCAUCCACCGCUUCACGAGAUUUUGACCUAAACAUAGAAAGAUGUCAGUAAAUAAAGUUAAAGGUGAAGAGAAAUUACAGAAAAGUGAUUUUCCUCUGAAUUACUCCAAGGGUAAAAGAAGUGGAAAUAGGAAGAGGGGAAAUGGGAAAGAAACGAUUUUUACUGGGUUUAACAACUACCGGAUGGAUGAUAAACAACAAGGCUUAAUUUCAGAAUUAAAAGAUUUCCAGAUGGGUUGUUCUUGGGUUCCCCCAACCCCUGCAAAGCCCGGCCUAACAACACAGCAGCCGAUCUGCACAGAAUGGCAAGAUAAUCUGGCAUUUCAAGCCAACUGGCUAGAAUCUCGAAAGUUUUCCCUAGUAAAUCAGAUAAGCCAGGCAGAAUUUGAUCUCACAAGAGUAUCGGAGGGGUUUAUGCAAGAACCUCCUGAUCCGUAUAUCGCAGGAUGUUGUGAUUCAACAAUUGCUGUUAAUAUACAUGGGGGUUUCGACAUUGAAGAAGCAUCUGUAGCAGGAUUCCAAGUCGAUAAAGAUGAUUUCUGCUUUUACAAGUUUAUUAGUGAUGAAGACAUGUGGAGCAAUGCUUCUUUUGGAGAACUAUUGGCUAGAGCGCAUGCAGCUGGCACCACAGCUGCUGGAAAUGCAAGUUCUCAAACUGCUUAUAAUCCAACAAGCAGCUCUUUUGUUCAGAACUUUCGUGCCAAGAUUGAUGGUAGACAGUAUACAACAACUUCUGAAAAUUCUUCCUUUGGCAACUUUGCAGUUGAGAGCAACAACAGCAUGCCGAAUAUUAGCACAGGUGGACAUUGUACGCAUUCAAUGCCCAUAUUUGACCUCAAUUUGCCAUCUAUAACGACAGAAGAAAGCUUGGACGAGGUGUUUUCUUUCCAAUUUGCACCAAUAACACCAGAGAAGACCACAAGAGUGGAUGGCAGACAUCAGUUGGGCAUGCCAAAUUUAAGCAUGAAUGAGAUGCUUGGCAUAAAAGAUUUGCAGCUGAAGGAAACCUCCAUCAAGAGGGUCGAAUUAGAAGGAAUCCACCAAAAUAAAGAACAAUCUAAGUUGGUUGUUGAUAAAUUAUGUGAAAAUAUGUCCACACAGUUGGAGGAGAACAACAAGCCUGACAAGGGAGGCACUGGGGAUGUUGACUUGAUCAAAACACCACAGCGGAAACCAAGAAGAAAAAAGCACAGGCCCAAAGUGAUAAUAGAAGACCAAUCCCAAAUAACUCCUAAACCAAGAGUUGAAAGGCCUUCUGAUCCCCAGGAAACCACAAAAGGAAAGAGAAAAUAUGUUCAGAGAAAAGGAGUUGACAAUCCCACAGAAGCCACUCCCUUCGAAAGGGAAAUAAAUGGAAGCAAUAUAAUCACGAAGUCCUCAAGUGCCAAGGAAACCACGAACGGUAAGAGAAAGUAUGUCAGAAGAGGAGGAAUCAACAAACCUGCAGCCAAUACCUUGGACCAGGAUUCCUGCGAAACAACAGAUCCAAAAACAGCUCGGCAAACUAGAUAUUCCUGCAGGAGAUCACUGAAGUUUGACUUUGAAGGCCAAGUGAGAGAUGAAAGCAAUUCUGACAUGGAACCAAAAGCACAUAACUUCAAAGCAAAAGAUCAAUCAGGAUCAACCAUGCAGCUGGGGAGCGAAGCACUAAUGAAGAAGACUGAAGUGAGCAUUGCUUAUGAUCUUGCACGCCCUAUGAAGCAAGUAAUCGAAUGUUACCCAUCAAACCUUGAAGGACAUUACUCUAGCUCCUCACCUCAUUCCAAGACAGAUACACUACACGAUAAAUUAACACUCAUGGAUCAAAAAACAUGUAUAACAGGAAAAUGUCAAAUUGUAUUUUCGGAUUUCACUCACGAUAAAGAAGGAAAUACUGUACAGGUGAAUUCCGAUGCUCAGUUGACUCAAAAGAGCCCAAGUGAUUCAGACUGCAGUAGUAGCACAUGGUUGGUACAAGAAAGAGAUUUAAAAAGACAGCAUAAGGGUACAACUGUUGUAGCAGAAUUUGGCAGGUCAAAUUCAACUGAGACUUUUCACAAUUCUUUGCAGGCAUACAGUGCUAUUUUUCAACAAAAUGCAUAUAACUAUGACUGCACUCCUGGCAUUAGUUUUCCUGCAAUGACAAAGAGAAUUGAGAAAGGACUCGAUUCAGCAAUUUCCAGCACGAACACAGUUAUUGCCCCUGAAAAUCAUGCAAUUGCUCCACUUGAUUAUACUCAAAACGAACAGCAGAAUAUCGGAUUUUUGUCAACUUUGGGACCUACAGAGAGGUUGGAGAAAAAGAGAUCCAAAGAAACUGAUUCAGUAUCUAACUUGGGGUCACUCCUGGAAAUGUGUAAACAAGUGUUAGGUUCUCCGGGCCCUGAAGCAACAACAUUCAAAACCUUUUACGCCAGUGCAAAAAUGACGAAAAAGAAGCGGUCAAAGAGAAAAUUGAAUAUCAAUUCAACAUUGAAAAAUAUUCAUAGUCACCAUAAAUUGGUCACCAGAUCAAUGGGUUCUCCGCUUGCUAAAACAUGGAUGUGCAGGUCUCCAGUUGAUUCUCUCAUUGAGCAAUGUAACAGACUUGAUUUAAAUGCAGUGAGCAGCCUAGAUGCGGCUAUAGAGCACAAUACAGUUAUGGCCUACAACAUGAAUUAUGAAGAGCAAUAUGCCCUUGUUCCCUAUCAAAGAAGUGAAGCUCUAGUCCCUUUUGACAGCUCAUUUUAUCUGGGUAAAAGACGUCGACCACGACCGAAGGUUGAUCUUGAUGAUGAGACAAAUAGGGUGUGGAAACUUUUGUUAGAGAAUAUAAACAGUGAAGGAAUUGAUGGCACAGAUGAAGAAAAUGAAAAAUGGUGGGAAGAAGAACGAAGAGUGUUUCGUGGAAGAGUAGACUCAUUUAUUGCACGCAUGCAUCUUGUCCAAGGGGACAGACGGUUUUCUCCAUGGAAGGGAUCAGUUUUAGAUUCUGUAAUUGGUGUUUUUCUCACUCAGAAUGUAUCAGAUCAUCUUUCUAGCUCUGCCUUCAUGUCACUUGCUGCACGAUUCCCAUCUGAACCAGAAAGCGACCUAGGACAAUCAUAUCAAGAUGUAGUGAGAAUCACAGCCAAAGAACCUGAAGUAUGUGAUCUGGAUCCAGAUGAUACAAUUGGAUGGAAUGAAGUGUUAAAUCAGCCAACCUGUAGCAAGGAUUCUAAGAUGUUUCUUCUGGACUCUGACUACGAUGACAUUAGAGAAGUUGUCGACAGUGUCAAGUCCUCUGGAAAUAGCUUUGAUGGCAUAUCGAAGGAUAAAAGUGUUCAAUUGUCAGGUCUCUGUACAAAUGGUCCAGAUGCAUCCCUAGAAUCUACAGUGAACAAGUCAACAGGUUUCGUUGGGGAUGAAAGAGACUUGGAUGAUACACUUUCUUCUCUGAGUUCUGUGAUUUACUCAAGGAACUCUGCAGAUUCUGUCAUUGAUCUAACCAGCGAAAGAACUGAAUCUUGCUCACUGAGCACCUUAGAGGCAGAACCACCAGCUGGAAGUGACCCUAACACAAACAGUAUUAUUUGCUCUACUUCUUGUGUAAAGCUAUCACGGAUGGAACAAACCAUACUGCACGGAGAUAACAAUCGAAGGGAUGAAAAUAACUUGUCCAGUAUGGAUCGACAAAUCGAAUCAGUAAGUAUGGUCCAUGACACAAAAAAUCAAAACGAGAACCUGUCAGAUAAUACCGGCAGUAAGCCAGCCAUGCGUCUCACACCCACUUCAGGAGCACAAGAAGCAGGACACUUUGAUAGACCUCAAAAGAAUGGUGAAAGCUCGAAUAUUGCCAAUGAAAAGGAACUUUUUGAGACGGAACUAAGUGGGUCGUCGGCAGAAUCUGCGACACAAACCACAUUGCAGAAGUUCUUGGCUAUCAGUCGCGAAACACCAAAACCCUAUAAUGAAAAAGGUCACUCAAGCAACCAUCUAACGGACAUGUACCCGAAGAUAGCUGAAAAUCCUACAGGAAAACUGGAGUCACAGUUUCAGUUUGAAGAAAAUAACUAUAAAAGGCAGGAAGUAUCAAACAUACCGAUUUUACGACAAAAUUUCACAGAUAUCACGGAUAGUAGCAAUAUUGAUAAUUCAAGAACGUUUGAGAACAAAGAAGUGGAUUCAAAUUUGAAAGAUCCUGGUAAAAUAGUAAUUGAACGUAAAGCAAAGAAGGGGAAAUUUAGAAAAGAGAGACAUAACCCAGUUGACUGGGAUAGGUUAAGGAAACAAGCACAAGAAGGUGGCACGCGAAGAGAGAGGACAGCCAAUACGAUGGACUCAGUGGACUGGGAUGCAGUAAGAUGUGCAGAUGUUAAUGAGAUUGCCCAAACCAUCAAAGAAAGGGGAAUGAACAAUAUGCUGGCAGAGAGAAUCAAGGACUUCCUCAAUCGCCUAGUUAGAGACCAUGGAAGCAUUGAUCUGGAAUGGCUAAGGGAUAUUCCACCAGACAAAGCAAAAGAGUAUCUGUUGAGCGUACGGGGUUUGGGUUUGAAGAGCGUGGAGUGUGUACGGCUCUUGACACUACAUCACCUUGCUUUUCCAGUCGACACGAAUGUUGGGCGCAUAGCCGUAAGAUUGGGAUGGGUACCUCUUCAACCAUUGCCUGAGUCACUUCAGCUGCAUCUCCUAGAACUGUACCCAGUAUUGGAGUCUAUUCAAAAAUAUCUGUGGCCACGCCUCUGCAAGCUUGAUCAAAGGACACUAUGUCAUCAUUGCAGAUAUGAGCUGCAUUACCAGAUGAUUACUUUUGGAAAGGUGUUUUGUACCAAGAGCAAACCAAAUUGCAAUGCUUGUCCAAUGAGAGGAGAAUGCAGACAUUUUGCGAGUGCAUUUGCAAGCGCGAGAUUAGCUCUUCCAGCACCAGAGGAGAAAAGUGUUGUAAGUGCAAUAGAAAACAACUCAUCUGAUCAGAAUGCUGUGAAAAUUAUCAAUUCUUUGUGGUUACCUUUACCUCAUCAAUUGGAAGCACACAAUAAAGUCAGCAACUAUGAACCCAUUAUUGAAGUGCCAGCUACACCAGAGCCCUUUGUUGAAGUGCCUCCAACUCCAGAACCAGACUCAACACAAAUUCCGGAAUGUGACAUUGAGGACAACGUUGAAGAUUCUGAUGAUAUUCCUGCUAUUCAACUCAAUAUGGAAGGGUUAACUCAGAAUUUGCAGGAAAUUAUGCAAAAACAGAUGGAACUACAGGAGGGUGAUAUGUCAAAGGCGCUAGUAGCUUUAACUCCGGAAGCAGCUUCAAUCCCUAUGCCUAAACUUAAGAAUGUGAACCGACUUAGAACAGAGCAUCAAGUCUAUGAGCUUCCAGAUUCACAUCCUCUGCUGCAAAAAAUGGAUAAAAGAGAACCAGAUGAUCCCUGCUCAUACCUACUUGCAAUAUGGACCCCGGGUGAAACUGUGGACAGUAUUCAGCCACCAGAAAGACAUUGCAGCUCCCAAGAAUCUGGGAAUCUGUGCACUGACGAAACGUGUUUUUCAUGCAAUUCUAUCCGCGAAGGGAACUCGCAAACCGUUAGAGGCACACUUCUGAUACCCUGCAGAACAGCUAUGAGAGGAAGCUUUCCACUCAAUGGUACCUAUUUUCAAGUCAAUGAGGUGUUUGCUGACCAUGAAUCUAGCGUGAACCCUAUCAAUAUUCCAAGAGACUGGUUAUGGAAUUUGCCACGAAGAAUGGUGUACUUUGGAACCUCCAUACCCACAAUAUUUAAAGGGCUAACAACAGAAGGUAUUCAGUACUGUUUUUGGAGAGGCUUUGUCUGUGUAAGGGGAUUCGACCAGAAGACAAGAGCACCGCGUCCUCUCAUUGCUAGAUUGCACUUCCCAGUCAGCAAGUUAACAAAGGUAAAGUGAAGGACAGGUGAGAAUUAGGUAUGACCAUAGCUAACAGUAGGAUUAUGUAGAAACAGCAAUGGCAUUUAGCAGGCCGGGAAUCAGAGCAAUGUUCUUCACGCUGCAAAAAGGAAAUGAAAAUCAGCCAAUUUUAUAUAUGAAAUGAAGGGAAUUUGGGUAUGUGUAGCGUUAAAUCUUGAUAUUUCUCCUCAAACAAGAAAUGUUUCAUUACUGUUGACAUAGAGGCUGACAUAGAAUGACAUGCCUCUCUUCUAAUUCAUUACCUAAUUUUUUUAGUUAUGUAUUCUUGAUUGCUGGAGUUAUAAGCAAAUGAAGCAGAAAGGCAGUACUCCGAAGGCAAUA